AUGGCGAGCGCGGACUCCGUCAAGUUCCAGUCCGUCAUCUCGCAGGUGGAGACCCUGCACCUCCAUGUUCACAAUCCCAGGGAGCAGGUAGCUGAUGCAGAGGCAUUGCUGGACAUUGCCAGCAGUUUGGCGGCGUCUGUAAGGUCCCAGUCAGCACUAGGAAUCACGCCUUCUCAUUUAGUUGCUGCACUCCUCAACAAGUUUGGGGUGCAAGGGGAUGCCGAUGGCGAGGGUGCCUCGUUGAGAUGGUCUGAUGUUGGGCUUGCUGCGUCUCAUGUCUUCAUGGCUGUGCCUGGAUGCUGCACCAUGUUUGGUCCCAUGACGACAGAAGUGAAGCCACGGAGAACACAUACCAGUAGAAGGAGGACUGCCAGGCCGAGUAGAAAUGAUUGCCCUGAACAGCUUGCAGAUCCAGAGACAACAACGACUGAUACAGACAGGAACAUGGCUGCUCUGUUUAAUGUUCUGAGGAAGAAGAAAAAAGCAAGACUCGAAAACCUUGUUUUGAACAGAAUGUCCUUUGCCCAAACGGUGGAGAACAUAUUUGCUUUGUCAUUCCUAGUUAAAGAUGGCAGAGUGGAAAUGAAUGUGAAUGACGAUGGCCAUCAUAUCCUCUCUCCAAGAAAUGCACCUGCUGCUGGUGCAAUUGCCUCAGGAGAAGUGAAAUACAGCCAUUUUGUCUUCAGAUACGAUUUUAAAGACUGGCAGCUCAUGAAAGGGAUCGUCGCGGAGGGUGAAGAACUGAUGCUGCACAGGCCGCCUUCUCUCAGCACGUCUGGAGGAAAUACCCAGGCGGAGAUGCCUGCACGCAGCACGCCUGGAGGAAAUACCCAGGCGGAGAUGCCUGCACGCAGCACGCCUGGAGGAAAUACCCAGGCACGCAGCACGCCGGGAGGCAACGAGGAUCCUGCGACACCUGCGCAUGGCAUGUCCGGGGGAAACAACGAGCCUGAGAUGCACGCGCACACAACUUCAAUCAGGAAGCACUGCAGGAACCGGGGCCUGGUCACACAAGCGCGGCAAGACGAGGCGACAGCCAUGGACAAUACGCAGGGAGCCAUGGAGGAUAAGCAGCAGGCGGAUGCGCAGGAUGAGGCGAUCCGCACGGUGGUCAAGCGGGAGGACAUGGAGAUGGGCAAGGACAGGCCGGAGAUGGUCCAGACGUACAAGCGCAAGCGAUCUGAUCGCCAUCCACCCGCCGGCGGCCACCGUGCACAUGCGUCUUGCGGUUCCUUUGGUGUCGGUAAAGAGUUUACCCGGCUCUAG
Molecule: messenger RNA, 1266 nt
Organism: Triticum turgidum subsp. durum (durum wheat)
Lineage: Eukaryota; Viridiplantae; Streptophyta; Magnoliopsida; Poales; Poaceae
Source: the annotation of a GenBank genome assembly